AUGGUGACUGCCCUGUUGUCCAGUACAGAUGCACUUCUGAGCGUCGUUGGCUCUGGCCUCGCCGUCCACCUAAUAUACAAUAAGUUCGAGUCAUGCGAUAUGACCUUGGGCGCUAUUCUGUUGCUUGGUUGGCCACUGGCGUUGUCGUGUCUAUACCUCCCCCACACCACUGGUUUUGUAUCGGCAGUGUCUACCGUACUCCCUCUCUUCUGGACUACCCUAGCCACCUCGAUCGUUGCCUACCGGCUUUCACCUUGGCACACGCUGGCUAGUUACCCAGGACCGCUUCUCUGCAAGAUAACCCAGUUCUACGGCGCUUUUCGCUCGCUGGGAGGAAAGCAACACCUCUAUUAUCAACAGCUUCAUGAUAAAUACGGUGACUUUGUCCGAGUCGGUCCCAACGAGCUGUCUAUAAGUGAUGCAAAUGCUAUCGAACCGCUUUACGGAAGCAAUGGCGCAGCUAAAGGUCAAUUCUGGGAUGGCAGAUUCCCGCCCAAGGAUCCAGUCAAGCCUCUGAUUGCUUUGCGUGAUAAGACGGAGCACACCCGCCGCAGGCGCCCAUGGACUAGGGGUUUUAGCACUAAUGCUCUGAAGGGAUACGAAGAAUUAAUCGUCAAGAGGUCAAGGCAGCUUGUUGACUUGUUGUCAAGCAAGAAGGGUGUUACGAAUCUGACAGAGUACAUUUCCUAUUUUGCUUAUGAUAUUAUGAGCGACCUAGCUUUUGGUGGAGGAUCAGACCUGCUGGGCCAUGGAGAUGCCACUGGCCUCUGGCAUAUGAUGGAAGCCGGUCAACAGAAUGCUAUAUUUAUGAGCCGUGUGCCAUGGCUAGGAAUCCUGUUUUUCCGCCUUCCUUUUGUAGCGGGGGAGAUCAAAGCGUUUCGCGUUUACGCUCGUGAGCGGGCCGGGAUUAGAAAGAAAGAGGGAUCUCGCUACAAGGAUAUUUUCCAUCACUUGGUAGAUGAGGACGGAGUAGGUAGUGAGCGCUUAACGACCGCCGAGGUCACCAGUGACGGUGGACUUGCUAUAAUUGCCGGAUCUGAUACUACUUCGAGCGCUCUUAGCCAUUUCUUCUAUUUUUUGCUAUGUUCGCCGAACGCCUACAAGCGCGUACAAGCGGAAGUGGACGAGCUGGGUGAUGAUGUUCUGGACACAAGCAAGCAUGCACGGAUGACUUACCUCACUGCUGCCAUAAACGAAACGCUUCGUCUUUUCCCUCCUAUUCUCAGCGGGUCUCACCGUACGGAAUAUAAAGGCAAUGGUGGAAGAAUGCUUGGAUCACAUUAUCUCCCCGAAGGAAGUAGCGCCUUUAUUCCAACCUACACAAUUCAGAGAGACCCUCGAAACUUCUCCCCGGCCACCGAUUCAUUUUAUCCCGAACGCUGGCUCCCCGAGGCCCAACGUCGUGAGCUCGAACCAAAAGUAUUCGGUAACCCUCUUGAAUACAUCCACAACGCCUCCGCAUUCAUCCCAUUUUCGAUGGGCCCGUCGAAUUGUGCUGGCAAAAACUUGGCGUACUUGGAAAUGCGCAUGGUCAUCUGUAUGAUUAUGCACCAGUUGGAUUUAAAGUUGGAGGAAGGAUAUGAGAAGGGGAGGUGGGCGGAGGAUGUCAAGGAUUAUUUUAUCACUUUGAAAGGACCUCUCCCGGCUGUGGUGACUCCUCGUAGAGGCGGAUUGUAA
Psilocybe cubensis is the source of this 1677-nucleotide messenger RNA. RefSeq lists its product as uncharacterized. Bases 1 to 1677 code for a protein of 558 amino acids. NCBI's taxonomy places the organism in Eukaryota, Fungi, Basidiomycota, Agaricomycetes, Agaricales, Agrocybaceae. The transcript has 11 exons. The record is from RefSeq and is a predicted model, not a curated record. Gene Ontology annotation, molecular function: heme binding; iron ion binding; monooxygenase activity.